AUGAAGAGCUGGCUGCCCUUCCUGCUGCUCGCACACGUUUCCCAGCAUGCCUCAGGGGUGGAGGUGUAUGAGGGGGAGGAGUUUGCCCUGCUGCCCUGUAAGGUAGCAGUUAAUGUUUCCAGUAGUGCCACAGCAGUGGUCUGGGACCGUGAUGAGUUCAAGAUCCCAACAGUCCACAUGCGUCUGCAGAGCGGAGAUGAUCUCAAUGACCAAAACGAGCGUUACAAAGAUCGAACAUCAAUGAGAGCUGACGCUCUGCAGACUGGAGAGCUCAGCCUCACUCUGAGGAACCCUGCAGUCUCUGACAGUGGAACCUACACCUGCAUCCCCCGCAUGUUUGGACAAGAUCAAACCCGUAUCACUGUAGAACUGAAGGUCAAAGAGGCUCCUCCAAGAUGGCCCAUCGUUCUCGUAGCUGUCCUGCUUCCCCUGGCUCUCCUGGCUGUCGGCGUCGGGGUCUUCAUGUUUUAUAAAUAUAAAAGGAUGAAACACCCAGCAGACAGCCAGGUUUUGAUGGUGGAGGAGACAGAAGGGGUGAAGUCUGUGGUGCUGCCCUUUAAAACCACAGAAGAUCUUCCUCUGGACUGCAGAGUGGAGUGGAAACUCACCGACCCUGAACCCAGGAUGGUCCAUGUGUAUCAGAGUGAACCCUCAAACACACAGGACGAAGUUUUCCAAGGCCGCACAGAGAUGAAGGAAGAGCCACUGAGAGACAAAGACCUCAGUCUGAAACUGAAGGACCCCCGCCUUACUGACAAUGGAGUCUACACCUGCACCAUCAGCAGCAAGGAUGGAAGUGUCUUGCUUCAGAAACUAGUGUCCCUCACUGUCAGAGAGAGCCAGAUGGAGGUGGUGGAGGUGACAGAAUGGGAAGAGUCUGUCCUGCUGCCCUUUAAAACCAAACCUGACCUUCCUCAGGAUGUGACAGUGGAGUGGAGACGCUCAGACUCCAAACACAUGAAAGUCCAUGUGUUUCGGAGCAGCUCAGAGCUUUUAGAUGAACAGGACCAGGUUUACAGAGGUCGCACAGAGAUGAAUGAAGAGCCGCUGAGGACUGGAGACCUCUGUCUGAAACUGAAACAGCCCCGUCUCGCUGACAGUGGUGUCUACACCUGUACCGUCCACAAGUGUGGAAAAGUCCUGAAGCAGAAAGUGGUGGUGCUCAGUGUCAGAGUCUACGAGUUUCAGACAGUUGAGGUGACACGGGGGGUGAAGCGUGUCCUGCUGCCCUUCAGAACCACAGCUAACCUGCUUGAGGAUGUCACAGUGGAGUGGAGACGCUCUGACCAUGGAGACAUGAAGGUCCACGUGUAUCAGACCAGCCAAAAUCAGCCUGAAAGGCAAGACCAGGACUAUCAAGGCCGCACUGAGAUGAAUGAAGAGCCGCUGACGACCGGAGACCUCAGUCUGAAACUGAGUUAUCCUCGCGUCAAAGAUAAUGGUGUCUACACCUGCACCGUCUGCAGCAAAGAUGGAGACAUCCUAAGACAGAAAGUAGUGAUACUCAGUGUCACAGACUACCAGGUGGAGAUGGUGGAAGUAACAAAGGGGAAAAGGUCUGUCCUGCUGCCCUUUAAAACCACAGCUGACCUGCCCACGGAUGUCACAGUGGAGUGGAGACGUGCUGAUACCAACGACAUAGUCCACUUGUAUCAGGACGGUCAAAACCAGCUAGAAGAACAGGGCCAGAAUUACAGAGGUCGCACUGAGAUGAGUGAAGAGCCACUGAGAACCGGAGACCUCAGUCUGACCCUGAAAGACCCUCUGAAAAUGCACAGUGGUUUCUACAUGUGCACAGUCUCCAAGGGUGAAGACAUUCUGAGACAGAAAGCAGUAACACUAACUGUCAGAGAACGACAUGGUGCCAGCUUCACAGAGCGAUUUCAGGGCUUCAGGAAAAAGAGAACAUCUGUCCCUGAUGGACCUCCAGCCUCUGUGGACAAAGAAUCUGUUCCUCUGACUGGUGGAGCAUUGACAGGAUGACCCCGCUCACCUGAUCACUGAUCUGUUCAUCUUCUCUCGUGUGGAGUACAACAAGGCUCUAAAUUAGGUCCACUUUAUUUCCCCAUUUAUUCCUCAUGAGGUUCUACUGUUACAAAAUGUACAGUAACAGUCAAAGGUUGGACACACUCACCCAUUCAGGUAUUACUGCCUUUAGAGGUUUGAAUGUUGGCUUUCAGUUUUCUUUUGCUUACUUUUGAUUUUCUUCAUAAUUUUAUGACUGUAAGUAAAAUUCAAUCAUAGAAUUAAUUAAUGAAAAGCCAAGUUCAUGUUAAUUAUUCUGUGGAUAGUAGCUUAGUGUAUCCACAGCAGUCGCAGCAGCGUGACGAGGAAAACACUGACUUUGGAGAAGGUUUUAUACGCUGUCACAUCCAAUACGUUUGCAUUUUUAUACCUUUGAUAUGCUGUGCUUGUAUGAUUAUAAUUUUGCACAGCAGUCAGUGUAGUUUAAACUAAUUGUUUAUGCUUGAAUUAGAUAUUUAGGAUUAGCUCUUGCAGUACUGUUUAUUUUAGUUUAUUUCUUUUUUUGCUCUGACUGAGUACCUGAAGUAUCAAUAAUGUUGUUGCGUGCUCACUGAGUCAUACUCAUGUGUUUAACUGUGCACACGUCUCUGCCUCUGUGUGUUCACGUUCUCCUCUGCAGAGCUGUGAGCACCACAGAGUGCUCUCAUAGACGCUCACUGAGAAAAUGAGUGCACGUGCAUGUGCACGAGCCUGAUCUCUGUCCCUGUUUACAGUCACAUAUACAGUUAAUGUUACAGGACAUGACAGCUGAUGGUGAAGCAAAGAAGAAGUGCACACUGACUGCAUGUGAAACUGAGAGUGAGCAGAGAAGUGGAUUAAAGGAAAUGUGCUUUAUUUACUGAUCUCAGAUCAGCAUUCUGCUUAAACACACACACAAAAACCCCAAAAAUACAAAUCAGCCCCUCAGAAUUAUUUUAAAUAUGAAAUAAGUGUACAGAUAGUUUAUGUGUGAGCCUUCAGUAUGAUUUCUGGAAACUGUAAAAUAAACCUGAACGUUCCCACAGCAGGUGAGGGAACGACCUG
This is a messenger RNA of Archocentrus centrarchus (flier cichlid), 3048 nucleotides long. RefSeq lists its product as uncharacterized. The coding region runs from base 1 to 1983 and encodes 660 amino acids. Gene Ontology annotation, biological process: T cell costimulation; cellular response to lipopolysaccharide; immune response. Gene Ontology annotation, cellular component: external side of plasma membrane. The record is from RefSeq and is a predicted model, not a curated record. The transcript has 10 exons. Lineage: Eukaryota; Metazoa; Chordata; Actinopteri; Cichliformes; Cichlidae.